UGAACGGCGAGGAUCAUCACCUCGUUGACCAACAUCAAACUCCGUGACUGUAUUAUUCCCACUUGAAUUCUCCUCAUAUUAAUCUUCCAGCAUGUCGGAUAGCCCUGGUCUGCUGGCUUUAAGCCCACUUGACCACAUCCCGGCGAAGCUCUUCCUGCCGUAUAUCCUGUACUUCGACACGACCGACACGCAGACAGCCCUCUCCACCCUCCAGAAAGGAAUUGACAGGUUGAUUUCAGAAUUGCCCUGGCUCGCAGGAGAUGUGGUUCUCUACAGUGUGCCAGACGGCCCUAAGAACCGAAUGCAUAUUGCGCCCCCAUGUGUUCCUCUUUCUGAUGUCCCUAUGCUGAAGAUCAAGCACUUAGACGGCGAUGCAGACUCUCACUCUCACCCGAUCCAGUCCUAUCUGCCUCUUCCCACAUUUAUCCCAGCCUCCCAACAGCGUCCUGUUCUUCGCUUUCAGGCAAAUGUCUUUCAUAGCAGGAUCAUUGUGGCCAUGUCCUUCUGGCACAGCGUCUUUGAUGGUACCGGGGCCGGUGUGAUCCUGGAAGCAGUCGCCGAGUGCUGCAAGUCAACCAACAAAGAAAUUACAACCAGCCUCGUACAUACUAUCGCGAAAACCCAUGAUGACCUCCGGAAGGAAGUCGCAAACUUUCCAUCUAAAUGUGUGAAGCGCCUCGACCACAGCAUUGAGUUGGGAACGCCUGUUUUUGAUCCCAACAUUUCCACUGAGCAAUGGAAUGCAAUGGAAUCUGCCUUGUCCUCUAUUGUCGAGACAAAGCGAUACACCUUCCGACCCGAGAAAGUAGCCAAGGUGAAGGACAUUUGUACUCAACUCAUGCCUCAGUUGCAGUCCUCAGAGUGGAUCUCUAGCAACGAUGUUAUUACCGCAACACUGGCCAUCUGUGUCGACCGAGCCCUUCACCCGGAGCGAGCAGACAGAACCCAAAGCGCCGAUUUUCUGAUGGCCGUUGAUUUGCGAAGCCGAGUUGAUCCUCCGCUACCAGAGACCUACCUGGGAAACGCGAUCUUCCCUGUCCAUGACGAUAUCUAUUCUGAAGAGAUGGCAGGUCAGACAGGGGAUGAUGCAGAUCUCCUACAUCUAGCUCAGUUGGCACUGCGUAUCCGCAUGAAGCUUACAUCCAUGGACAAGACUCUCAUGUAUAGCGCAUCAGCCGCCGUCGCCGACUAUGAAGAUUGGACUAAGGUCGAAGCAGGACCCGCGGGGAUCAUUGUAACCAGCUGGAGAGGCCUCAAGGUCUUUUCGGUAGAUUUUGGCGCUGGACUGGGCCACAUUGUAGACUUCGAGCCCGGGCUUACGCUUGUCCCUGGUGGGUGUAUCUUUCUGCCGUCACGGACGUCCUUGGAGAAAAGUGGGUCGACUCCAAUGUGGGAAGUAUGCAUUACCCUGAAAGCUGGGGAUUCCCAAUUGCUUGAGAAGGAUCCACUGUUAAACCGGAUCUUGGCAUGAAAUUGGCUGUUGAAGUGUGGUGUGGUGUAUGGCCGUCUGGACUGUACUACGUGACAGUGUUGACUGAAGUUCUCUUUGACUCUACUAGCAUUUUUCUGG
This is a messenger RNA of Aspergillus costaricaensis CBS 115574, 1570 nucleotides long. RefSeq names its product acetyltransferase. Bases 92 to 1471 code for a protein of 459 amino acids. The record is from RefSeq and is a predicted model, not a curated record. NCBI's taxonomy places the organism in Eukaryota, Fungi, Ascomycota, Eurotiomycetes, Eurotiales, Aspergillaceae. The transcript has a single exon.